GCAACCAUCAUCAUGUUUUCAUGCAUCUGAAUAUAAAACUCCAUCAGGACUGUGAUCGAUUAAAGCGUCAUGUCAACACACACCUCCAGACACACUCGAGGCCGAGGAGCCACACACACCGAGAACGGCUCGGUCACACAGCAGGAGAAUCACACGAGAACGAGAGAGAUGACACAGAGAAACCAAGACAUGGAGAGGAUGAAAGAGGCGGUGAUCAGACAUGUUCAGUCUCGUCUGAAUGAAGUGCUGGAGCGAGCGCUCACUGACUCAAUCCAGUCUCUGUCCACACACACACAAACACACACCGAGCAGACGGGAAGCACCAACAACAGGCACAAACUGGAGCAGGGGAAGGUGUUUAUAGCCAGAUGCUCACUGCUGGAUGAGUUAUUUGAGAUCAGUCACAUCAGGACCAUCUACCACAUGUUCAUCGCAGCUCUAUUCCUGUUCAUCAUGAGCACUUUAGCAGUGGACUACAUCGACCAGGGCAGGCUGGUUCUGGACUUUGAUCUGUUUUAUUACGCGUUUGGUCAGUUGAGUACGGUCGUCUGGGCCUGGACGCUCAUGUUGAGCUACACUCUGCUCGGGCCGUACCACGUUCUGCGGGUCUGGGGCGAACGGGCCCUCAGGAGCCGCUGGAGGACGUGUGUGUGUGCGCUCACGCUGUGUGCUGCGCAGACGAGCAUGCUGGGAAUAUUCCCUGUGUGUGUCGUCCUGCAUUACCAGCUGCCACCCGCAUCUCGAUUCAUCAUCAUAUUAGAACAGAUCAGACUUGUGAUGAAGAGUUACUCGUUUAUCCGUGAAACCGUCCCAGCCGUCCUCAAAAGCUCAACACUGAAGGAUAAAUCUCUGCGAUAUCCGUCACUCUACAGUUAUUUGUACUUCUUGUUUUGCCCGACGCUGAUCUACCGUGAGGAGUAUCCGCGAAACCCGAACAUCAGAUGGAACUACGUUUGCAUGAACUUUCUGAAGAUCUUGGCCAGUCUCUUCUACCUGUACUUCAUACUGGUGCGCUUGUGCAUCCCAGUGUUCAGGAACAACAGCCAGCAGCCGUUCAGCUCACGCUCCCUCAUCCUGAUGCUCUUCCACGCCGCCUUCCCAGGGAUGCUCAUAUUAAUGUUGGGCUUCUAUGCGUUCCUGCACUGUUGGCUCAACGCUUUCGCGGAGAUGCUGCGUUUUGCUGACCGGAUGUUUUACAAAGACUGGUGGAACUCCACUUCUUUCGCUAAUUAUUACCGCACGUGGAACAUCGUCGUACACGACUGGCUUUAUUAUUACGGCUACAGAGACUUCAUCCGGCUGUCGGGUUAUAAACUGCGCUCGAUGGCCACACUGAGUGUCUUUGCCGUUUCUGCAUUAGUUCAUGAAUACGCCUUCACUAUGGGCUUCGGGUUCUUCUACCCGGUGAUGUUCUGCACAUUCGCGGGUAUCGGUGUGGUGUUUAACUUCGCCAUGAACGACAGCCGGAAGAGCCCGGUGUGGAACAUCAUCAUGUGGAUGUGUCUGUUCAUCGGCCAGGGCGUGCACGUGUGCCUGUACUGUCUGGAGUGGUACGCGCAGAUCCACUGCCCGCGCACUGGGACGAGCUUCUGGGAGCUAGUGACGCCACGAUCAUGGACGUGUAAUUACCAGUGACAUCAUCACAGCGACUUCAUCAGCAUCAAUAUUUACUUCUGGUAAUGACCAUGUGCUUUGUGA
Rhinichthys klamathensis goyatoka is the source of this 1698-nucleotide messenger RNA. It is a transcript of the gene soat2, whose product is annotated as sterol O-acyltransferase 2. Gene Ontology annotation, cellular component: endoplasmic reticulum membrane. The record is from RefSeq and is a predicted model, not a curated record. Lineage: Eukaryota; Metazoa; Chordata; Actinopteri; Cypriniformes; Leuciscidae. The coding region runs from base 70 to 1635 and encodes 521 amino acids. Gene Ontology annotation, molecular function: cholesterol O-acyltransferase activity; fatty-acyl-CoA binding; cholesterol binding. The transcript has 15 exons. Gene Ontology annotation, biological process: cholesterol metabolic process; cholesterol efflux.